Messenger RNA from Phacochoerus africanus (Common warthog), 2520 nucleotides. RefSeq names its product DNA polymerase iota (gene POLI). The coding region runs from base 16 to 2271 and encodes 751 amino acids. Gene Ontology annotation, biological process: translesion synthesis. The record is from RefSeq and is a predicted model, not a curated record. Gene Ontology annotation, molecular function: DNA-directed DNA polymerase activity; damaged DNA binding. The transcript has 10 exons. NCBI's taxonomy places the organism in Eukaryota, Metazoa, Chordata, Mammalia, Artiodactyla, Suidae.
GGCCGCCCGGGCGGGAUGGAGAAGCAGGGGGUGGAGCCCGAGGAGGAAGGCUGCCGUGACGAGGAAGAGGACGCGGUUCGGGCCAUGGAGCGGCCGGAGGCGGGGGCGGCAUGUAGCUCACUGGGUUCGUCCGGGCCUGAGGAGCCCGACGGCCUCGCUUGGUCAGUUCAUGAUCAAGUGGUGCCAACAGGAAGUUCAUCUAGAGUCAUAGUACAUGUGGAUCUGGAUUGCUUUUACGCACAAGUAGAAAUGAUCUCAAAUCCAGAACUAAAGGGCAAACCUUUAGGGGUUCAGCAGAAGUAUCAUGUGGUUACCUGCAACUAUGAAGCUAGGAAAUUUGGAGUUAAGAAACUUAUGAAGGUCAGAGAUGCAAAAGAAAAGUGUCCACAGCUAGUAUUAGUUAAUGGAGAAGACCUGACACGUUACAGAGAGAUGUCAUACAAGGUUACAGAGUUGUUGGAACAGUUUAGUCCGCUUGUUGAGAGACUUGGGUUUGAUGAAAAUUUUGUGGAUCUAACAGAAAUGGUUGAGAAGAGACUGGAGCAGUUUCAAAGUGAUGACCUUUCAGCAGUGACUGUGUCAGGUCAUGUAUACAAGAAUCAACCUAUUAACCUACGUGACAUCUUGCACAUCAGACUGCUUAUUGGAUCUCAGAUUGCAGCAGAGAUGCGGGAAUCCAUGUAUAAUCACUUGAGUCUCACUGGCUGUGCUGGAGUGGCUUCUAAUAAAUUAUUGGCAAAAUUAGUUUCUGGUGUCUUUAAACCAAAUCAGCAGACAGUCUUACUACCUGAAAGUUCUCAAGAUCUCAUUCAUAGUUUGAGCCACAUAAAGGAAAUGCCUGGUAUUGGCUAUAAAACUGCCAAACGUCUGGAAGUACUGGGUAUCAGUAGUGUGAGUGAUCUUCAAACCUUUUCAUCCAAAAUACUAGAAAAAGAAUUAGGAAUUUCAGUUGCUCAGCGUAUCCAGAAGCUCAGUUUUGGAGAGGAUAACUCUCCUGUGACACCCUCAGGACCACCUCAGUCCUUUAGUGAGGAAGAUUCAUUUAAAAAGUGUUCAUCAGAGGUGGAAGCUAAAAAUAAGAUUGAAGAACUGCUUGCUAAUCUUUUAAACAGAGUCUGCCGAGAUGGAAGGAAGCCACAUACAGUAAGAUUAGUAAUACGCCGGUAUUCUUCUGAGAAGUACCAUGGCCGUGAGAGUCGUCAGUGCCCUAUUCCCUCCCACGUAAUUCAGAAGAUAGGGACAGGAAAUUAUGAUGCGAUGACCCCAAUGGUUGAUAUACUUAUGAAACUCUUUCGAAAUAUGGUGAAUGUGAAGAUGCCAUUUCAUCUUACCCUUUUAAGUGUGUGCUUCUGCAACCUUAAAGCACCGAAUACUGCUAAAAAAGGGACUAUUGAUUAUUAUUUAACACCAUCAUUAUCAACAACUUCAUGCUCUGGCAAACGCAGUUUUAAAAUGAAAGACACUCAUAUGGAGGAUUUUUCCAAAGACAAAGAAACAAACAGGGAUUUUCUACCAACUGGAAGAAUUGAAAGUACAAGAACUGGGAAGUUGCCACCAGAUCCUACACAUUUCUCUAAAGCGGAAGACAAUAAUGAAUGUCCACUCUCCUCGCUUCCUGAGGGUAUUGACCAAGAAGUCUUCAAGCAGUUGCCAGUAGAUAUUCAAGAGGAAAUCCUUUCUGGAAAAUCUAGAGAAAAAGUUCAAGGGAAAGGAAGUUUGAGUUGUCCAUUACAUGCUUCUAAAGGAAUAUUAUCUUUCUUUUCUACGAAACAAAUGCAGCAUGGUUCCUUAAAUCCUAAAGAUCGUUUAUCCAAGAGCAAACAGAUAUCCUCUGUGUCUCCCUGUGAACCAGGAACAUCAGGCUUAAAUAGCAGUAGUUCCUCUUACUCAUCUAGCCAGAAGGAUUAUUCACAUUAUUUAGACAGCAGCUUAAAAGAUGAACACAUGAGUCAAGGACCCAAAGAAUCUCAAGGAUUCUACUUUUCAAAUACAAACCCUGCUGUAUCUAUUUUCCAUUCAUUUCCAAAUUUGCAGAAUGAGCAACUUUACUCCAAAAAUUGUUCUAGAGAUAGCCAUGAGCAACCAGUGGCAACAGUCUCUCAUCAUGAAGGACUUACAGAAAAUAGAGAGCAAGAUUCUCUUGAUGAGAAAUUUGCUUUUCCUUCUGACAUUGAUCCUGAAGUUUUCUAUGAACUACCAGAAGAGGUACAAAAAGAACUGCUGGCUGAUUGGAAGAGAGCAGGAUCAGAUUUCCAUACUGCACAUAACUAAGCAUGUUCUGAAAAAAGGGAAAGACCGUUUUUCUUAGAUGAUCAGUUUAUUAAGCUCUUCUGAAUUAAAUACUAAUGGAUACUUUCAAUAAUGUAGAAAUACAACAGAAAAUGUUCUAGAUAAAGCAAGCAUAGUUGUGGGAAGUAAAUUCUGGCACAAAGCAUAGUAAUUUUCAUAACAAUGUAAAAUUUUACCUUCCUCUUGUUUCUAAAGCUGUUUUAUAUUGCUUUUCAAUAAAAAAAAUCAUGG